UUAAAGGAAAUUGUCAACCACACUUUUCACACUUAAAUCAUCAGUUGUGUGCGAGUGUCUUUUAAAUGUGAGCGCUUGCCAAGAAGUCGGCACUUCACCUUCACGCACCGUUACCAGUGCACCUCAAUCCCCGACCCGGGAAUCGAACCUGCGACCGGCCGCCGUACAGAAGCUGUGGAGACGAUGGUUACCGCGGCGAUGGCUAGAACCACACUCUGUGUGUGUGUCUGCCUCUUGGCCUCUCAGGUCGCGACGUCUCAUGUCCCCGAAAAGAUUAACAGAACCAUCCAUAGCCUUCUGCAGCACUAUAAGAUUCCGGCCAGAGAACGUUUUAACGGCCGACCCGUCUUCUCCAGAGAUCUCCUCGGCACCAAACUGGAGGCCAAGGAAGUGCUGAUGUCGGCGGCGCUGCAGACUUACGAGGAGGUGAUCCAACGCAUGCUGAAGGAACUUCCUGCCGACGAGAGCGUGGAUGUGCGCGCUGACCUGAGCUACGUCCUGGAGCGCGUGCAGCAUCUGAGGAGGUUCCGCUUCCAGGAACAGGACAAGCUCCUGGAGGGCCUUCAAACGUUCCAACACAUCCAGGUGGACAAUGAGCUGAUCCGGAGCAAAGCAUUGUGGGAGCUGCCGUGGCUCUACGAGGAGGCCAGCUCCUUGGCGAACAAGCGACGCCAACGGCGCCGCAGAAAGGCAAAAUGGCCCAGAACCUUCCAGACCGAAAGCGAAACUCACUGA
Molecule: messenger RNA, 735 nt
Organism: Entelurus aequoreus (snake pipefish)
Lineage: Eukaryota; Metazoa; Chordata; Actinopteri; Syngnathiformes; Syngnathidae
Product: interferon gamma-like
Exons: 4
Coding region: 184-735 (183 amino acids)
Biological process (GO): immune response
Cellular component (GO): extracellular region
Molecular function (GO): type II interferon receptor binding
Source: RefSeq, a predicted model, not a curated record